AUGCUCCGCACCCUCGUCACUGUUCUCGCGCUCGCGUCCGCCGUCAUGGGCGCCCAGAAGCCCAAGACCAAGGAGCCGCGCGUCAAGAUCACUGUCGACCACAAGCCGGACGACUGCCCUGUUCGCUCGAGGCAGAACGACAUGCUCGCCAUGCACUACAUCGGCAAGUUCAAGGACGGCUCUGUCUUCGACAACUCGUACGACCGCAACAUGCCCCUCGAGUUCACGCUCGGCACCGGCAUGGUGAUCAAGGGCUGGGACGAGGGCCUGAAGGACAUGUGCGUUGGCGAGAAGCGCACGCUCUUCAUCCCCUACCAGAUGGCCUACGGUGAGGGUGGCUUCGCUGGUCGCAUUCCCCCCAAGGCUGACCUCACGUUCGAGGUCGAGCUCGUCGACGUCAUCGGCCGUCGCGACCCGAAGCAGUACGAGUACAAGGACGACCCGAAGCACGACGAGCUCUAA
This is a messenger RNA of Trichosporon asahii var. asahii CBS 2479, 462 nucleotides long. RefSeq lists its product as uncharacterized. The coding region runs from base 1 to 462 and encodes 153 amino acids. NCBI's taxonomy places the organism in Eukaryota, Fungi, Basidiomycota, Tremellomycetes, Trichosporonales, Trichosporonaceae. Gene Ontology annotation, molecular function: peptidyl-prolyl cis-trans isomerase activity. The transcript is spliced from 4 exons. The record is from RefSeq and is a predicted model, not a curated record. Gene Ontology annotation, biological process: protein peptidyl-prolyl isomerization.